CUGAGGUGUUAACAGUGUUGGUCAUUGUCUGCUCAUCAUCAACCAAUCAUGCGGUCUGCUCAGAUCCUUCUCCUGCUGUGCAUCCUGGGAGCAGCCCUGUGGUCCGCCGCGUUGGCCAACAAUGGAAAUGGUCCUGAAGAAUGCUGUUUCAAGUAUUACACAAGAAAAAUCCCCGCACAAUUCAUCAGGGAAUAUGAAAUGACCAGAUCUGACUGCCCUAAGAGGGGAAUCAUCUUGGUCACAAGAAAGAGCUACCGCCUCUGUGCCAAUCCAGAUGAUCCUUCGAUUGAGAACAUCAUGAAGUCCGUCGAUGACAGGAAAUUCCAGUAACCACUUCCUGGAAGAAGGCUGAAGUCUAAACAUGUCAUCUCCUGCUCCUACUUCAUUUUCAGCUCUGUGUUAAGUAACUGUUUUACAUGUAGUGACAGAAAGUGUCAAAUGAUAUCCUAGCAAUCAUGAUGAUCAUUUAGUAUAUGUAUAACACAUGUAUCAGAUGUAAUGAUCAUGUUAUGUAUCAUGUUGUGUAUCACUCAACAAAAGGGUUUACCAAGGAAAACUUCCAAAAGGACUAAUUUGAGUCAGAAUGGAGUUGGAGCACUCCACAAAAAAGGCAGAGAUUAAUUUCUAAUUUGGAUGAGUAAAGGUGACUGACGUUUCAAUGUCAAGCUGACGUCUUCCUCAGAGUGACCUGACAAUUGCACUUUACUCCUAUUUAUAGCCUAGUGGCUUACUGAGACACAUCAAUGGAAAAAUUAAAAUAAGGUCAACAGGAAAUUCAAGGUAAAUGGCAAAUAAUAAUACUAUAAAUCUGGUGUCUUCUUGUUGACCAAUAGGUCAUAUAUAUACAUUGGGGGUAUUUGAGUGUUUGUGAAAGGGGUGGCACUGAGACCAUAAAAAUCAAGGCAACUACAUUAGAAAAACCCUAACCUUGAAUCAUGUUAUUUUUAUUUGUACUUUGUUGUGUCUCAGUAGGUCACUAUGCUAUGAAUAGGAGUUAAGUGCAAUUGUCAGGUCACUCUGAGGAAGACGUCAGCUUUGUUGAGUUCUCCAAAUAUUUUCUACCUCUAAUUAGUCCUUUUGGAAGUUUUUCUUGUUAAGCCUUUUUGUUGGAAUUUCGUCAUUGUUGUCAAGCGCUCCCUUUAUGUGUUUGCUGUAGCGCGGACGCCUACCUGAUCUCUUAUCUAUACAUUAUCCCUUUUUUAUUAUAAGCUUUGUUAUUUUCUUCUCUCACAAACAUUUAGCAUGUAUGAACAAUACUGCAUGUACUGGCCUUCUUUUUUUUGGAACUUAAUAAAUCAUACCACUUUUA
Molecule: messenger RNA, 1309 nt
Organism: Coregonus clupeaformis (lake whitefish)
Lineage: Eukaryota; Metazoa; Chordata; Actinopteri; Salmoniformes; Salmonidae
Product: C-C motif chemokine 4 homolog
Exons: 3
Coding region: 49-330 (93 amino acids)
Biological process (GO): positive regulation of ERK1 and ERK2 cascade; positive regulation of GTPase activity; cellular response to tumor necrosis factor
Cellular component (GO): extracellular region
Molecular function (GO): CCR chemokine receptor binding; chemokine activity
Source: RefSeq, a predicted model, not a curated record